Molecule: messenger RNA, 498 nt
Organism: Linum tenue
Lineage: Eukaryota; Viridiplantae; Streptophyta; Magnoliopsida; Malpighiales; Linaceae
Source: the annotation of a GenBank genome assembly
AUGUUGCUUCAGUGCUACAUAAACGAGAAUGGUGAUAAAGUCUACACCACCAAGAAAGAAUCGCCGCAUGGAUUGCCGACGCAGUCUGCUCAUCCUGCUCGCUUUUCUCCUGAUGACAAAUACGCUAGGCAAAGGUAUCUGCUGAAGAAGCGGUUCGGGUUGCUGCCCACACAGCAACCUCCUCAGAAGUACUGAGUUCUAAAUCUGCAGGUGGUUUCCUUAUUUGUCUAAACAUGAUGUGGUGAAGGUUUAUCUGAUCCACACUGGUUUUCCUCUUGCUAUCUGGAUUCGACAGUUGGCAAUUUGUAUCGUCGUUCAGAUGUACCUGUAGUUUUGGUACUGUAAUAGCUUUUCAGAAUGUGGUACAUGGUGUUAAAUGGUUUGGAUUCCCCUAUCAAGAUGGAUAGUUGGAGCUCUGACUCUGUUCAUGCUUAAAGCCAAUGAUAUUAUCUAUUGAUUUGAACUUCAAAUUCAGCAGGUUUGCAGCUUUGCGUGUUA